Messenger RNA from Carica papaya (papaya), 3621 nucleotides. NCBI's taxonomy places the organism in Eukaryota, Viridiplantae, Streptophyta, Magnoliopsida, Brassicales, Caricaceae. The record is from RefSeq and is a predicted model, not a curated record.
AAUUGAUGGUGCUCCCUCUCUCUCUCUCUCUCUCCAAAGGAAAUUAAAAAAGUCAGAAUUUCAAAUUAUGUCCAACGGCUAAGUUUUCCUCUCUUUCCCUCUCCUUGUCUCUUCUCCUCCUCUCUCGCCUCCUUGCCCAAACCCAACUCUCUCCCUCUUCGUCUCUCACAACGCGCAGCUCCUCUCUUUUUCUCCCCACAGUUGCUACGAAGUGCAGGCAAUGAAGCACUUCAUGCUACCAAGAAGCGCGAUCUUGAGGGAAAAUGAGCCGUCAUCUUCUGCAACAUCCUCACCAAACCCUAAUUCUGCCAAGUCAAAGCCACCUAGGAAGCAUAAAUCCGCCAAAGAGAAUGCUCCGCCUUCAGAUCUGAACUCCUUGCCGUCCGACCAGAAGCAGUCGCCGGUCACCAAGAUGAAAAGUCCCUUGCCGCCGCGGCCUCCGUCCUCCAACCCUCUGAAGCGCAAGCUCAGCAUGGAGACCGUCCUCGAAAAUUCCGUGUCCCGGGUUUCAGACUCCGGUGUCAAGGUAGUAGUACGGAUGCGGCCACCCAACAAAGAUGAGGAAGGGGACAUGAUAGUUCACAAACUUAACAGUGAUUCUUUGACAUUCAACGGACAGUCCUUCACAUUUGACUCAGUUGCUGACAUGGAGGCAACACAGCUAGAUAUUUUUGAGCUUGUAGGAGCCCCUCUGGUUGAAAAUUGUCUAGCUGGCUUCAACAGUUCUGUAUUUGCCUAUGGACAGACUGGCAGUGGCAAAACUUAUACUAUAUGGGGCCCAGCCAAUGCCUUGUUAGAAGAAAACUUUUUUAGUGAUCAACAAGGCUUAACUCCUCGUGUCUUUGAACGACUCUUUGCACGAAUAAACGAGGAACAAAUUAAGCAUGCAGAAAAGCAACUCAAAUAUCAAUGUCGCUGCUCGUUUCUCGAGAUUUACAAUGAACAAAUAACAGAUUUAGUGGAUCCCAAUCAAAGGAACCUUCAGAUAAGAGAAGAUGUGAAGUCUGGUGUCUAUGUUGAAAAUCUUACGGAGGAAUAUGUAUCCACAAUGAAGGAUGUGACUCAGCUUUUAAUUAAGGGUUUAUCAAACAGAAGGACUGGGGCAACCAGUAUAAAUGCAGAGAGUUCUCGCUCACACAGUGUAUUCACUUGUAUUGUUGAAUCUCGUUGCAAGAGUGUGACAGAUGGCAUAAGCAGCUUUAAAACAAGCAGAAUAAAUCUGGUUGAUCUUGCUGGUUCAGAAAGACAGAAAUUAACUGGUGCUGCAGGGGAGCGCUUAAAGGAAGCAGGGAAUAUCAAUAGAUCACUCUCACAGCUUGGGAAUUUGAUAAACAUUCUUGCUGAAGUUUCCCAAACAGGAAAGCAAAGGCAUAUUCCCUAUAGAGACUCAAAGUUGACGUUUCUACUGCAGGACUCCCUGGGUGGAAAUGCAAAGUUAGCAAUGGUUUGUGCUAUUUCUCCUUCCCAGAGUUGUAGGAGCGAAACCUUCAGUACCUUGCGAUUUGCCCAGCGUGCCAAGGCAGUCAAGAAUAAAGCAGUUGUUAAUGAAGUAAUGCAGGAUGAUGUGAAUUUCUUGCGUGAAGUGAUACGUCAACUAAGGGAUGAACUACAACGAAUGAAAGCAAGUGGCAAUAACACAACCGAGUCAAAUGGUGCUUAUUCAACUGCAUGGAAUGCCCGUAGAAGUUUGAAUCUGUUAAGAAGUUUUGGUCUUAAUCAUCCACGGACAUUACCUCAUGUAGACGAUGAUGGUGAUGAGGAGAUGGAAAUUGAUGAGGAAGCAGUUGAGAAGCUCUGUAUUCAAGUUGGUCUCAGAUCACCAGAUGGAGGGAAGAACACAAGAGACUCAACCAAAGUAGAAGUUGUGAAAUCAACAUCACUACUUGCAGUCACCGAUGAUGAAUGUUGUGGUGUCCUUCAGCCUAAAUCAUCUGAAAGUGGAAACAUAAAUGGAGGGGGUUCUGGGGAUACUGAUGUUAAUAUGGAAUUAGAUACAUCUGAACAUGUUGAGAAUCAUGAACUCAUGAUCCUUGAUAAUGUCAGAACUGUUAUUAGCACCCAGGACUUGUCUAAUCCUGAUUCAGUUCUUGCAACUGUUGAUUCUAUCAAUGUGGAGUCCUCAUCAGGGCCUUCUGAAGAGAAGACUCUCGAUUCCUCUGCCAGUGAAUUUUUAAGGGAAAAGUCACAUAGCAAAGUGAUUCAAGAUUUACGGAGCCAGUUACAAUAUUAUAUAGAUGCUUCGUCUGUAUCAGCUCGAAAACGAAAUUCUCUACUGAAGUUGACUUAUUCGGCGGACCCGACUUUGGCUCCACCUCUAGGUGCGAUUCCAGAGUCAACUGAUGAAAGUGCUGAAGAGAAAUUUGAACAUGAGAGAAUUCGUUGGACUGAAGCAGAGAGCAAAUGGAUUUCUCUUGCCGAAGAAUUGAGAACUGAACUCGAAGCCACCAGGGAACUUGCUGAAAAGCAGAAGCAUGAACUAGAUACCGAAAAGAAAUGUGCAGAAGAGUUGAAGGAAGCAAUGCAGAUGGCUAUGGAGGGUCAUGCACGCAUGCUUGAACAGUAUGCAGACCUGGAGGAGAAACAUAUUCAAUUGCUUGCAAGACAUAGAAAGAUCCAAGAAGGAAUAGAUGAUGUUAAGAAAGCAGCCGCUAAAGCAGGAGUGCGUGGUGCGGAAUCUAGAUUCAUAAAUGCUCUUGCAGCAGAAAUCUCAGCGCUUAAAGUGGAAAGGGAAAAAGAGAGGCGAUAUCUUAGGGAUGAGAAUAAAGGGCUUCAAUCUCAGUUGAGAGAUACAGCUGAAGCUGUACAGGCUGCAGGCGAGUUGCUUGUUAGGCUCAAAGAAGCAGAAGAAGCAUUAGCUGCUGCCCAGAAACGAGCUAUGGAUGCAGAGCAAGAAACUGUGAAAGCUUAUAAGCAGAUUGACAAAUUGAAAAGCCAACAUGAAAAUGAAGUUAACACUCUCAAACAGUUCUAUGCAGAGUCUCGUUUACCCAAAGAUGCAAUACAUUCUGCUUGUACAAAUUAUGAUGUGGCGAAAUAUGAUGUGGAGGAGACUCACAACAGUCCAGGUGAUCAACGGUGGAAAGAGGAAUUUGAGCCAUUUUAUAAUGAAGAUUGUGAAUUAUCAAAGCUCACAGAACCCUCUUCAUGGUUCUCUGGGUAUGAUCGAUGCAACAUAUAGGGUAAAACUAGUAAUUGAAAUUACAUAAUGUAUGUAUUACUAAGUUUCUUUCAUAUUGUCCAAAAUCCUAGCCAGGUUCAACUUGCCAUUGGCGUGCCAGCAUCUUUCCUAUCAGCCGAGGACCAAACACACCUUGGUCUUCCUCCCCUUAUUGUGCCCUGUAUUGAAUUCAGAUUGUUGCAUAAGAGUUGAAUGAUUAUAUUCUUUUUAACUCACCCACUCUUUGAACACCUCUCAUUUGGUUAUUGUCCUACUUGCUUUCGAAAGUAUUAGAUGUUUUCUUUCAGCCAUAUUCGUUAUAGGAGAGAGGAACGCCCAGGGGCUUGUAUACGUGUAUACCCUCCCUGACACUUAGAGAUCCUGGACCUGGUAUGUAUUUCUCUGUCCAUAUUUACUCCCAUACUUUGAAAAUUGUGGUGCAGAGAGGAGGAAAAAGUGAGUAG